Aedes aegypti (yellow fever mosquito) is the source of this 724-nucleotide messenger RNA. RefSeq lists its product as uncharacterized. The record is from RefSeq and is a predicted model, not a curated record. The coding region runs from base 277 to 489 and encodes 70 amino acids. The transcript is spliced from 4 exons. Lineage: Eukaryota; Metazoa; Arthropoda; Insecta; Diptera; Culicidae.
UUUCUAUCACAGCAUCCUUCAUCUCGUGCUGAGCUUCCUUUUAACAACGUGCUUGACGUCUCACAUAGGUGUGGUGAAAUAGUGUGUACUCGUAAGCGAUCCGUUUCGCGUAAUUAACAAGUGGCUAAUAAUUUGCGACUUUUCCUAUCAAGCGAAGAAGGACUUGAUUUUCCGAGUAUCAUAAGCCACAAUGUGAAACGUGACGAACUGAUAAAGUUAUAACACAAGUCUCUCGGAAUAGUUGUUACUACGAUUACAAUUCGAACGUAAGCAGUAAUGGCGGUUGGGCGUGUUGCAGGGACGGGCAAUAUCGGAUAUUCUUCAAAUUAUCGCGGUGGAGGUAGGUCCUAUCAUGGAGGAAUAAACGAAGAAAUAAUAUGGAUCAGUAUUGGAAUGGCAAUAACCAUAGGCAUUCUAAUCACGCUGGCACUGAUCUACCUUGCUUAUGAGAAGUGCCAAAAACGACGAAACCAUUACAUUCACGCGUAAAAGCCCAUUUGGAGAGCAAUGCAAAGCGUAUGGACCAACACUACCUGGUAACAAUCUUUUACCCAGAAGUAAUUAUAAUCAAAGAUCGUUUCACAUUCAGUCACAUAUACAAUUAUUUUGGAGCACUAAAAUGUUGAAAAGGCUAGCACCAUUUAGGUCAAGGAAAAAUGUUAUAUUGGAUAAGUAAUUAUAUGUAACGAUGAGUCAUUAAUAAAUGAUAAAUGUUUCCAAAAAA